This is a messenger RNA of Brassica rapa (field mustard), 3315 nucleotides long. RefSeq names its product AT-hook motif nuclear-localized protein 27. NCBI's taxonomy places the organism in Eukaryota, Viridiplantae, Streptophyta, Magnoliopsida, Brassicales, Brassicaceae. Gene Ontology annotation, biological process: vegetative to reproductive phase transition of meristem. Gene Ontology annotation, molecular function: minor groove of adenine-thymine-rich DNA binding; DNA-binding transcription factor activity. The record is from RefSeq and is a predicted model, not a curated record. Gene Ontology annotation, cellular component: nucleus.
UUAAUCCCCUUUUUCAUUUUUUUUUUUAAUCCAAAAAUAGCGAAGGACGGCUUUUGGGACGUUGAUAAUCAUGCUCUAAGUAUAUAUUUGGCGCGAUAGUUUACAAAAAUAAAAUAAUAUAUAUAUAUUUGGCGCGUUGUCGUUUGAUUGAUACAAAAAAAAAAAUCAAAUUAGAUAUAAAAAUACUGAUAAAUGGGUGUCCCGUAAUCAUCAGUUUUUCCAUGUAUUUAAUUGAAAUGAUGUCAUAUCAAGUAGGGUUAAUAACUAUUAUUAAAGGGAUUAGGAUCUUUUUUUUUAGUUUAGGGAUCUUUAAAUUUUAAUGUUGUCAUAGCCUCAAAAAUCUUACUAAUAUUUCUUUAGACAAGCUAGCGGACUCAUUAUCACCUUAAUUAUUGUUUUAUCAGUUUUCGUCAGGAUAUAUUUUAUUCCAGAUUUUUUUGUUUUUGCUAAAAAUUCUAUUCCAGGUUUGUGGAUAGAAAUAACUUUUAUGGUAGUCAAGGACACAACGGUCGAUUUAUAUAAUGACACAUGUGUGCAUUGGUAAGGUUUUUUUUGGUGUGGUGAGUUAUAACUUUCUUUUAGUAUUGUAGGUUUUGUUUAAGGGGUGAAUUGUAACUUCUAUAUAUGCUAUAAUUAACUGGACGUAUCAAUUAUUGAUACAUACUAUAUGAUUAAUUAAAGAGAAAGGGGUUGACCAAUUUAAAUCAGUAGGAUCAUAUAUACCUCAUAAGAGCUUUACUUAAGAGUUAUAAUUAGGACCGUCUCAUCCAGCAGAACCAAAGUACAAUACCUUAAUGAAGAGUGACUGUGAUAUGGGUAAGCUGGAUAGAUUACGGAGGAGUGCGAUUGGAUAAGGUAUUGGCUAAGUACCGAUGUCUCCGACCGCCUCCACGUGAUCACACUACUUGCCUUUCAUUUUCAUGCUCUGACCUUUUGACUGCACGUGACUUUUGUCUGUACACGUGCGGAUUAAGCUAACGUGUCCGGUUCAAGUACAUUGCACUGAGUCUCGGCAGGUUGCGCUGACAAAAACGAUGGUUCGUGGGUCCCACAAGCCAUGACGAUGGACGGUUCCGGUCAGUUUCAAAGGGGUUCCACAAAAAUUUUGCCCACAUGCGUCCACGUUAAGGAGCUUUAGGUUUUACUAUAUGGGUGCAGUGCAUUUUGAAAAUUAGGAUACCCAGUCACGGUCCGAUGAGGUUCAAGCUUAGAUGGGUCGACUCCAUGUUAGUCACGCGCCUUUAAAGUGAGUGUGGUCUUUGUGGGAUUCGUUUAUCAUCUUUGUACUCAACUUCCACUUGACAUUUUUUUGUCGAAAAUGAUGCGUUUCUAUAUUUUGUCUAUAGUUUCUCAUAAACAAAUAGUCCUUUGACUCUUUUGUUUCCUCACCUGUUAAUCUUAUCUUAUCUCAGGCUUUCAAAUUAUAAAAUUUCACAAUCUUUCUUUUAUUUAUAUGGAGCCAAAGAAAAACCUCGACGAAGCCAUCGUUUUCUUCGGGAUCCAAUGCAAAGAUAACCACUUACUCACAUACUUUGUCGGGUUGUGUGCGUAAUAUAUACAUUUUAUAAAACAUAUAUUCAUAAUUUCACAUUUAUAUUAAAUUAUAUUAAUAUAGAAAAAUAAAAUAAAGGUUAUUGUUUCUCCGCUAAAUUAUCGGUGUCUGCCUUUGCUUUUACUUUCCUCGUUCAAUGAGAGGACCAAAAAUCCAUCGCCACAUGAAUCUCAAGCUUUUCUCUACUUUUCUAGAGCACAUUAGAGUCGCUAAAAAUACGACAUCUCUCGUAGUCAAUAAGAAGCUGCUUCAUCCUCUUGCCCUAAUCAGGCUACCUAACUAGGGUUUCCUCUUACCUCUCCCCAACCUAAGAGAGAGAUCAUUUGACAUAUAUAAGUUACCUUUUUUCUCUUUGCUUGUUGUUUAAUUUAGUUCUGUUCUCAUCCCUUCUUGCUCCUCCAAAUCUUGAUGAAUUUUGAGACCUCUUGAUCGUCAGAGUUCUUUUUUUAUAUCUUCACGCUCUUCCUCACCUCUCAUCAAUAUAUGAGCGAGAAGGAUCAAGAAUCAAGAAGUUGAUUUGUGCCGGCGAGUAAACAGUGGUGGGAUAGAGAACUAGUAGAUACGGCGGCGAUGGAAGGCGGUUACGAGCAAGGCGGUGGAGCUAAUUCUAGACACUUCCAUAACCUCUUCAGACCGGAGAUUCACCAUCAACAAUUUCAACCGCAAGGCGGGAUCAACUUGACUGACCAGCAUCGCCAUCAGCAGCAACACGAGCAGCACCAGCAGCCUUCGGAUGAUUCAAGAGAAUCUGAUCACUCAAACAAAGACCAUCAUCAACCGGGUGGACCAGAUUCAUCAGACCGGGCUACAUCAAGCUCAGCACCAGGGAAACGUCCACGUGGACGUCCACCAGGAUCUAAGAACAAGGCUAAGCCACCGAUCAUAGUGACGCGCGAUAGCCCCAAUGCGCUUAAAUCUCAUGUUCUUGAAGUAUCUCCAGGAGCUGACAUAGUUGAGAGUGUUUCAACUUACGCUAGGCGGAGAGGGAGAGGGGUCUCCGUUUUAGGAGGAAACGGCACCGUUUCUAACGUCACUCUCCGUCAGCCAGUCACUUCUGGAAAUGGCGUUGGCGUUGGAGCCGGAGGAGUUGUGACUUUACAUGGAAGGUUUGAGAUUCUUUCGUUAACCGGAACCGUUUUGCCACCACCUGCGCCACCUGGUGCUGGUGGUCUGUCGAUUUUUCUGGCCGGAGGGCAAGGUCAGGUGGUUGGAGGAGUCGUCGUGGCCCCGCUUGUGGCAUCAGCUCCGGUUAUACUAAUGGCUACUUCGUUCUCAAAUGCGGUUUUCGAGAGACUGCCUAUCGAGGAGGAAGAGGAAGAAGGCGGUGAUGGAGGAGCAGGAGGAGCACCGCAGAUGCAGCAAGCUCCAUCAGCAUCUCCGCCGUCAGGAGUGACUGGUCAGGGACAGUUAGGAGGUAAUGUCGGUGGUUAUGGGUUUUCCGCUGAUCCUCAUUUGCAUGGAUGGGGAGCUGGUACACCUUCAAGACCACCUUUUAAUUAAAUCUUAUGUGUUUUAAUCAUUUUGUGGAGUCGUCUUUCAUUUGGGAUCUUCGGUAAUUAUUAUUUUUAGUUGAUAUGCAUAUUUGCGUUUUAAUGUUUUUUUUUUUAUCUUUCUUCUCGUCUUUGAGGUUAGAGCAAUGCAUAUUUGUCUCUCGUGUUAUUAUUUGCUAGAAAAAGACCUCUCCAGACUCCAUAUAUGUAUUUCUUUAUUUCUUUGCUAGGGUUUCCUGCUGCACCCUAUAACUAAUCUUAUAAUUAGCUCGA